ACGAUAUACAUUAAAAUAUAACACAGAAGCGACUUACAAGACUGCCUAGCCGAUACUUAUUUUUAUCUUAAUGGGAAGCGACUCCAUUUUGUAUAAAAUUCUUAAAACCGGUGAUGUUAAUACAUUCGAGGUGUUUUUCCGAGCCUACCGGAAAGGCCCGAAAAGUUGCGAUUGACGAAAGAUGUCUGUAUAUCGUGCAUAUGCCAGUGUGUAUAGUAGACGACUAAAAAUUAUUUGUGACAUGCGCACUAAAACUGAAAGUUGACUUACGGUGAGAGUUAUCCAAUGGCGAGUGCUAGUGUUGGCGUGGUGCCUCGCCAACACCGACUGUUCGUGGCUGCCAUUGACUUCGGUACGACUUACUCGGGGUACGCUUUUUCAACAAAGGACGAUUGGGAGAAAGAGCCUCUAAAGAUUUUUUUUAACAACUGGAAUGCAGGAAACCUACUGUCUAGAAAAGCAUCGACCACUCUUUUGCUAAAACCCGACAAGAGCUUAAGUUCGUUUGGAUACGAUGCCGAGACAAAAUAUGCAGAUAUGAUCGAAGAUAAGGAGAAUUUCGAAGACUAUUACUACUUCCACUGCUUUAAGAUGUUGCUUCACAAUAAUAAAAAAUUACGUCGAGAUACGGAGAUAAAGGAUGCAACAGGGAAACCCCUAAAAGCUAUGCAUGUGUUCAGUCAGUCCAUCAAGUUCCUUCGACAAAAACUUUUUGAAAGCCUAGAAGAAAAGUUUACGGAUAUUCAAAAAGAUGAUAUACACUACGUCCUGACUGUUCCCGCAAUUUGGGAUGAUAACGCAAAACAAUUCAUGCGAGAAGCAGCAGUAAAGGCUGGUAUAUUGGAGAAACAAUUAUCUUUAGCUCUGGAACCGGAAACUGCGUCCAUUUACUGUCAGCAACUGCAACAAACGCGUCAAACAGAUGAAGGAGGGGCAUCAUUCCUCGAUGUCGCAGAAACAGGAACAAGGUUUAUGGUGGUGGAUCUUGGAGGUGGGACCACUGAUAUUACGUUCCAAGAACGCUGUAUAGACGGCAAACUGAGGGAAAUUCAUCGGCCCAUGGGUGGACCCUGGGGAGGGAGAAAUAUCAACGAGGCUUUCUUUGCUUUCAUAGAAGAAAUAUUUAAGGAAGAUGUGCUCGAUAAAUUUAAAAAGGUCUAUAUGGACGAUUAUCUUCAUAUGGAAAGACAAUUUGAAACCAAAAAACGUGCCUUUACCUCAGAAUCUGGAGUUGUCAAAAUACCAUUUCCGCUGUCUUUGAUCGAGUUGGCAAAAGCAAUCUGGAAAACGGACUCUGUUGAUGAAAUAAUGAACAAAAAUUCGAAAUACGCAGGGAAAGUAAAAACCGAAACGCAAAAGUUUCAUAUACCCAAAGAUGUUUUUAUUUCAUUAUUUCUUCCUACUGUGGAUAAUAUAAUAGCCCAUAUUCAAAAGAUUGUUGAAGACAAUUCUGUUUCAUUUAACUACAUUUUAUUGGUCGGUGGUUUUGCUGAAUGCAAUAUUGUUCAAAAACGAUUUGAUGAUACAUUUAACGAUAAAAAGGUAAUCAUACCGGAAGAAGCCGGACUGGCCGUUCUAAAGGGCGCUGUUCUGUACGGCCAUAUGCCACAAAUAAUAGCAACAAGGGUAGCCCGGCACACGUACGGAAUUGAAAGCUAUCCAAAAUUCGUUGACGGGAAACAUCCUGUUUCCAAAAGAGUUGUCAUCGAUGGUGUAGCCAGAUGUAAGGAUGUCUUCUUUAAAUAUGUAACCAUUGGACAAGAAAUCACUCCAGGGUACAAACUUUCUCAAGAUUUUCAAAUCUUAAACCUAGAAAAUAACACACUAGAGUGUACAAUAUUCGCCUCUUGGGAGAAAAAUCCGAAAUUUAUCACGGACGAGUCCUGCUUCAAGCUUGGAACACUUACGGUCCCUCUGCCAAAGCAGCGAUCCAGUGAGCCUCUUAAUAUCGAGGAAAGAAUGGUGUUUGGGGAAACUGAUCAUGAAUUGCACUUUUUUGUGAGAGAUAAAAUCAAUAACCGUACAUAUGAUGGCGAUUUCUUUAACCUUCUGGACAAUUGAAGAUCUUAUAUCUAAAUGGGGAAAAAACAACAAUCAUUGUUUUAUGGCAUUAUUUUUACAUUUUACAGAUUUAUCAGAUCAUGUUAUAACACUAAGAAUAUCAAAUUUGAAACGUAUAGUCAAAAAUAUUUCAUCAAUGAUGCAAAUGACAUAUACGAAAUUUUUGGGAGCAAAUGGGGUUUACUUAACUGUAGGAAAUGAAAAUAACGUAUCAAGGUCAAUAAUUUAAUAUUUAAUCGUACAAUUGCUAAAAAAAUGUAUAAAUAUAAGCCAUAAGGAAUCAUUAUUUGAAUAUCA
This is a messenger RNA of Magallana angulata, 2358 nucleotides long. RefSeq names its product heat shock 70 kDa protein 12A-like. The record is from RefSeq and is a predicted model, not a curated record. NCBI's taxonomy places the organism in Eukaryota, Metazoa, Mollusca, Bivalvia, Ostreida, Ostreidae. Bases 286 to 2061 code for a protein of 591 amino acids. Gene Ontology annotation, molecular function: ATP-dependent protein folding chaperone; ATP binding. The transcript has 5 exons.